AUGGAGUUCAUACUUCUAUCACUCCUAUUCUUCGGGAUAGUUCCAUUUCUUAUAUCCCCAUUCGCCUAUCACCCUCGCCGUGAUCUAGAGCUUGCCGUUCACCUGGACCACUAUCAAUCUGAGAAUUUUACAGUCAAAUUUUCCUAUAUUCUAAUUGAAACCCACCUCCAUCACGAUACAGUACUCUGUGUUGAAAACCUAGUCAAUGCAAAUGUCUCCAUUAAGCUAUGGAAUUUCGAUGGUCCUGGUGCUGAUCGAUAUUUUAACAUUAGCCAGAGAUUUACGGAAAUCGAAAAUCACGAUUAUGAGCUCCGUCAAGAACUGGUGCGGAAUGGAAUUGGGAUUACUGUAACCGCCAACUAUUCCACUGCCGAUGGGAUUCUGAUAUUCAAAAGAUGUCGUCGUGACGUUUUUACUUCUCUUGAGAAUAAUGAAACAUCAUCCUUGGUACCAUUCACAAGUUGGGACAAUGCGAUCCACGUGCCAUUCGAUGUCAGCUAUCUCAAUAGUACCACGGAGUACGUCGAUUUCUCCACAAUCAUGCCAAGACGUUUUCUGAGAAUCAAUGACUGGACGCGACGAGGCUUCUGCUUGAACUUUACCAUCAACGAUCAUUUGAAAAUUGAAAUGUCACGAUGCAGAAACUCGCAACCGUUUACCAUUAUGAUUUCACGGCUUCAAAGUACACAAGUCAUACGGUACUGGGAGGCAAUUUUUAAAGCGGACACGCUGUGUCCAAUUGAUGAGGAGUCACGACCGGAUUAUUUCUGGCUUAAAAUCAUAUCCACGGGCCAUGUUGGAGUCGGAGACUUGGUUUUUUUCAACUGUCACCACUUCUGGAUCAGAAACCAUGGAGACGAGGAUUAUCCUUACGCUGAAAAAAUGAAAAUUGUACCGACCAUUGACAAACCAGACGGACGUGUCUGGAGUUUUGACUAUGUUGUCUCUCCAAACCGUCGGAAUCCAUACUUUUCUCCUGCCAAACAUCUCAUUGAUACAGCUCUUGUCACGGGUACGCCACUCCACCUUCAUCUGGAAAAGCAACUUCCGCACACUCUGUCAUUCAGUGCUUGCUACAAUAGUCCCAGGUACCCGAUUAAGCUGAAAGGAAACGUGGUGACUAUCGAGAAGCAAAUGUUGCAAACCCUCUCGGAUUCCACCAACAUCUUUGACUGUGAAGAGGAGAAGACAGUACCCGGAUUCUAUAUCAGUGUGGGAGCUGACAAGGAUAGUGUGAUGGGAAACGCCUAUUUCUAUCUUGAUGAGAAGCAGAAUGGCGCGGAGACUCCAGAAGGGAAAUUGAAGAACGAUAUGUUCACCACUGUUGCCUUCAACUUGAGAAAAGGAAAUAAGAUUUCUAGGAAUGUGGAUAUUCAAAGAUUGGUUAUUGAAGGACUCUACAACUCUCGAGUCAAUCUUCAUCACUAUUUUAAUUGCACUGGGCUUGUUCAACUCUCCAUCAGUCGUUGUGAAUUCACCCCAAAACUCCAAUUGUUUGGUCCUAGGAACUCCGGAUCCGCUGUUUUCGACUCACCAACUCUUGCCUUCAUCGAGCAACUGUACAACCGGACUGACUGUCUUACAGACUUCCAAAUGGACCGUGAAGAAUACUUUUCGGAUGACAGAUACGGAGUCUACUUGCACAUUGAAGCUCUGGAGGACUCGAUUGGAUAUGUUGCUCUGUACGAAUCAUUUUCUGCAAGAAUGAACUACUAUGAGCUGACUGAGGAAUACGAAGAAGCAACUUACGACAAAAGAGUAAUCCAAUCAUUCCACGUGUUCAAUGCCACUAAGUACAUCUCAUCAUUUGCUAUAUCCCAUCUAGUCAACCGUGCCCAAAUCAAACCAGCUAUGUCUCUCCGUUUCUUUGUUGACAGUACCGGACCACUCCAGCUAGCCAUUUCUGAAUGCAAAAAUGAUGAGAUCAGAGAAUGGAAAACUGUCGGGUCCACCAACGGAAGUGUUAGUGCUUGGUACACAUUUGACAAAGAAGGCCUUGAACUGUUGUCGGCUUUUUCCCAAUCGCUUAACUGCUUCAACAAGAGAUACACCCAAAUCUUCGUACACAUCAAGUCCGAAGCUAACAUCUAUGUUAAUCUUGAGUUUUCAAUCUGGAAUGGAACCGAUUUGAAUCAAGUCAGCACUUGUGACAUGGAACGCGAACGCUCAGAGUCUCUUCAACUGAAAAAUGGUUCUUUACGACAGGAAAUGCAAAUAUUGCUUGUGGAAAUCGCCAUGGUUGUAGUUAUAAUUCUAGGAUUCACUGCAAUGCUCUACAUCUCCCGAAGAGUGAUUCCAGUUUAUCAGCCGGUUGUUGUGACUGAAACCUUUUUCAAGACGUCUUCCGUGGAUUUGUCUGAACGUAGCAGCACUGUGUGA
Caenorhabditis briggsae is the source of this 2379-nucleotide messenger RNA. Lineage: Eukaryota; Metazoa; Nematoda; Chromadorea; Rhabditida; Rhabditidae. The record is from RefSeq and is a predicted model, not a curated record. Bases 1 to 2379 code for a protein of 792 amino acids. The transcript has 11 exons.